CUUGUGAUGCUCCCGCACUUUGCCGACGUCAAACUCACGACCAGUCUAACAUUACACAACAUAACUGCUGAUAUCUUGGCAUCAUGAGCGCAAAUAAGGCCCUCAUAGUCGGUAUCUCGGGGUGUUCCUCGAGUGGGAAAACUACCCUUGCACGGCUGUUGCGGGACAUUUUUCCCAAUACUUUCAUUCUUCAUGAGGAUGACUUUUAUAGGCCUGAGAAUGAGCUACCAACCAAAAACGGUCUCCUAGAUUGGGAUUGUGCUGAGGCCCUUGAUAUCCCGGCUAUGGCCGAGUCCCUCGCUUAUAUCCGCCAGCACGCUGCCUUUCCUCCUACCCUUGAUUCCAAAGAAGAUCAAAACUCCGUGGGCAAGUGCCCCGUAUCAGAAGCCAGCAUCGCCGCCCAGCGUGCCAAAGUCGAUGCCGCUCUAGGCCCAGACCAUCCCCUCCGCAAAAAUCUCCGUCUAUGUCUCCUCGAUGGCUUUCUUCUCUACUCCCCUUCUAUGGCUGCUAUAAAGCCCAACUUGGACAUCAAGCUCUUCUUGCGUACGACAUACGAAAAGGCUAAGAAGAGAAGAGAAGCCAGAGACGGGUAUGUCACCCUGGAGGGCUUCUGGGCAGAUCCUCCCGGUUACGUUGAUAAGAUCGUCUGGCCUAACUAUGUAGAAGAGCAUGCUUGGAUGUUUGAGUAUGGCGAUGUAGAGGGGAAGUUCAAGACGGAUGUUUUGGAUAAGGAGGGCAUCAAGGUACAGAGUGAUGUGAGUGCUGAUGGAGAUAUUGAGAAGACAUUUGAGUGGACAGUAGACACGAUUUUGGAGGAACUUGGAAAGCAAGUAUAGACGAGCUAGGGUGUCUAUCUAGGUAUCUACAAGCCAUUUCUAGUCUUAUCCUUCUUGAUUUACUCUCUCCAAAGAAUUCCCGUAUCCUCAGGCCUCAAAAUUUCUUAGACUUUUUCUUCUCUUGGAGAUCAGCUAUCUUGUGAUCUUCUGAAACGUGAACUGGUCUCUUUUUGCUUGGACGGUCGUCCGAUGUCUCAUCGUCUGAGAACCCGAUCAAAUCCUCCUCCAUGGGAUGAUGGCCUAAAUCCACUUCCUUUGGACGGUCGACCGACAUCUCGUCCUCCGAGAAAUCGAUCAAAUCCUCCUCUAUGGGCCUACGAGCUAACUCCACCUCCUUUGGGUGGGCGGCCAACUUCUUCGUAUUCUCGUUCUUCAGUGGCUCGACCAACGACUUCGUCUUGUUCUCUUUCUUUGGAGGAACAACCGGCUCCUUGUCCUCCGGAUUAUCGGUUAGAAUGCCUUCCAUUAAACGAUCAGUGGACUCCUUCUCUGGCGAAGUAUCGGCCGUGACCUCGUCCUGUUUCUGUGCAAGGUCAUCUCUCUGCGAGGCGUGUUCCUGAUCCCCUUCCUAGGAGGCGUCCAUGGCAUCUUGUUGCUGAUUUACCGCAUUCAUCUCCUCUGUCAAAAGUCGAAUCGCAUUCUCCGCAGCUUUGGUCAUAGCCUCAACCUUGUUGAGAGAACCUUCGACUUCUCCUACCAACCGCUCUCCAAUUGUGACUCCACAACUCCAUCGAGGCUCGGGUUCUUCGAUCAGGGUUGUAGUGUAUUUCAUCUUUUGUCUAUCAGCGAACUUAGGAAGUUCCUCUUUGGGAUGCUGAACGUGUAUGUCCUCCUUGAUAACAAAUUCCAGAUAGUCCAUCACCUGAAAUGUUUCAAGAACACGCGUGCAUUCUUCGAUAGAUCCCGAGUCGACCCAGACGGCACCGAGAAGAGCUUCAAACAUAUCCGAAUAAAACUUUUGGGGGUGAAGGCGUGCGAGGAGCGCCCAGGGGUAGUGACCAUCACCCCACAAAGCUAUGACAAGCUCCCGUCGCAUGGACUCGAAUUUCUCCUCGGUUUCUAACAUGACAUUGGCCAUUUCGGAAGAGUUAAACCUCAUGAACUUCCAAAGUGGAAGUGCAGUAGUUUUGGUUACAAGCUCACCAUCGGACCUAACUUCCAAGUCUUUUCGUUGGAUAGAGUUGACUAGAUUCACAAGUGAAAGGAACUCCCCAUUCACAAUGGCCGUUUUGAUCAUAUGAAGGCGACCAGUAGGAAUUGGCGGAUAGUGCUG
Fusarium odoratissimum NRRL 54006 is the source of this 2109-nucleotide messenger RNA. RefSeq lists its product as uncharacterized. Gene Ontology annotation, cellular component: cytoplasm. The transcript is spliced from 3 exons. The record is from RefSeq and is a predicted model, not a curated record. NCBI's taxonomy places the organism in Eukaryota, Fungi, Ascomycota, Sordariomycetes, Hypocreales, Nectriaceae. The coding region runs from base 84 to 836 and encodes 250 amino acids.